CGAGACUCUCUCAGGUACUACAACCAUCUCUACCGUGGUGAGACUCGUGGAAAUGAGCUAUGAUAUUUUUAUCCCCCUAACCACACCAUCCCCAAUUCGCCAUCACGCUCCUUAGUUGCGUCACGGUGUGUUUCUGCAGCGUAUAAGUUCAUGUGGGUGGGCAAAUUGCUAUCUUGUGUUUGGUCUUUACCAUGUCUGUGUCCGAAAAGAACUCCGUGGUCGAGGGGGACCAGGUUUCCGUAGAGGAUCACAGACUUUUACGCAAGAUUGACCUUAGACUUCUGCCUGUUUUCACUUUGCUUUACCUCCUCAGUUUCCUGGAUAGGUCGAAUAUCGGGAAUGCGAAAAUCGAUGGAAUGACAACUGAUCUCGGCGUAUCUCCUGCUAGUUACAACACUGCUUUAGCCAUAUAUUUUGUCGGUUAUGUUAUUUUCGAGGUCCCCGCCAAUAAAUGCAAUCCGCAAGUCUGGCUCCCGUCAUUGACUCUUGUCUGGGGUAUCGUCUCUAUUGGCCAAGGCCUUGUCAAAAACCAAGCCGGGUUGUUUGGAAUCAGAUUCUUACUUGGUGCCACGGAAGCUGGCCUGUUUCCCGGUGUGAUAUACGUCUUCUCAGUAUAUUAUCUGAGACGCGAGCGGAGUUGGCGAGUUGCGAUUUUCUUCGGUGGUUCGGCGUUGGCGGGAGCAUUUGGAGGGAUAUUUGCAUAUUGCAUUGGAUUGAUGAAUGGUGUGGGCGGAAGAAGUGGUUGGCAAUGGAUAUUCAUUAUCGAGGGAAUACUGACAGCGGUUGUUUCCCUCGUCGCAUAUUUCAUUGUGCCCACUUGGUCUCACGAGGCCAAAUUCUUAUCUGAAACAGAGAAAACACGACUGCUAGAUAGAUUGCGAGCAGAUUCCGAUGCAGGAACUGACCAAGUUUUCAAAUGGUCGUCCGUUCGAGAUGCAUUUAGCGAUCACUUAGUCUGGGCAUAUGCAUUCCUUUUCCAUGGAUUCUCUUUUGUCCUGUACUCGCUCAGCCUUUUCCUGCCUACAAUCAUCGCAGGACUUGGAUUCGAGACAUGGCAGGCUCAACUGAUGACCGUCCCCCCGAAUGUGCUCGCAAGCUUCUCAAUAUGGACCACAGUAUAUUUUUCAAGCAAGUUCAAUGUAAGAGCACCCUUCAUCAUAGGAGCUGCAAUUGUAUCCAUUAUUGGUGAGAGCAUUUCCGGCCUUCAGUACUUUGGAGUACACCUCGCAGCGGCCGGUGUAUAUACAGGCAAUUCGCUUCUUCUAAGUUGGCCUGGGGAGAACGUUUCUGGUCAGGCUAAACGCGCAGUUGCGGUAGCCCUCCAAAUCAGCAUCGGCGAUAUCGGAGCGAUUGCAGGCUGUCUGAUCUACAGGCCCACACUGAGCAGUCACCUGUACCGCACACCCAAUCUUAUAGCCAUCGGCUAUCUCCUGUUCGCAAUUGUGAUGACCACAUAUUUGUGGGUCGUGAUGAGUGUGGAAAACAGGAGGCGAGAUCGUUUAUUGUCCAAGGGUGAAGCGAAGGAAGAAACCGAGGAAGAGAGAAUCAGGUUGGGCGAUCGCUCUGUGCGCUACAGAUACCGAAUUUGA
Suillus subalutaceus is the source of this 1589-nucleotide messenger RNA. Its product is annotated as major facilitator superfamily domain-containing protein. The transcript is spliced from 15 exons. Gene Ontology annotation, cellular component: membrane. Gene Ontology annotation, molecular function: transmembrane transporter activity. The coding region runs from base 192 to 1589 and encodes 465 amino acids. NCBI's taxonomy places the organism in Eukaryota, Fungi, Basidiomycota, Agaricomycetes, Boletales, Suillaceae. Gene Ontology annotation, biological process: transmembrane transport. The record is from RefSeq and is a predicted model, not a curated record.